This is a messenger RNA of Eruca vesicaria subsp. sativa (arugula), 1816 nucleotides long. The record is from the annotation of a GenBank genome assembly. Lineage: Eukaryota; Viridiplantae; Streptophyta; Magnoliopsida; Brassicales; Brassicaceae.
CCACAUUUUUCAAAUGCUAUUUAUGCCACUAUCUAGACUACAAAUACCUUACUUCUCUGGAACCACCAAGUGAUCAACAAACAAUAACUACAUUCUAGAAAGAAAAUGAGGUGAAACAAAUUGAACAAAAAUAAAUUUCAGUAAAUCUCGACCUAUAUUUGUGAAAACAGCCUGAAGAAAAAAACACACAAACAUGUCAGUUUCAUUAUCACCUCAUCAUGUGGUUCUCUUCCCUUACAUGUCAAAGGGCCACACCAUCCCUCUCCUCCAAUUCGCCCGUCUCCUCCUCCGUCACCGCCGUGUCAUCUCCUCCUCCAACAAAGACACCAAAGAACCAUCAAUUUCCGUCACAGUCUUCACCACCCCACAAAACCAACCAUUCGUCUCAAACUUCCUCUCCGACGUCACAUCAUCCAUCAAAAUAAUCUCUCUCCCUUUCCCUGAAAACAUCGCCGGAAUCCCUCCCGGCGUAGAAAGCACCGACAAGCUCCCGUCCAUGUCGCUCUACGUGCCUUUCACGCGUGCAACCAAAUCUCUCCAGCCUCUCUUCGAAGAAACGCUUAAGAAUCUUCCACAAGUCACGUUCAUGGUCUCGGAUGUGUUCUUAUGGUGGACAUUGGACUCCGCCGCUAAGUUCGAGAUCCCGAGAUUCGCCUUCUCCGGCAUGAACUCAUAUUCACUGGCUAUAUGCUCCUCUGUAUCCGUACACCAACUCUUUACCAAACCGGGAAAUGUUAAAUCCGAUACCGAACCGGUUACUGUACCGGACUUCCCGUGGAUCCAGGUUAAGAAGUGCGACCUCGUCCCGGUUUGCUUCGAACCGGAUCAAUCAGGUCCAGAGUUCGAGCUACUCGUGGACCAGUUAGUGUCUACGGAGAAAAGCCGUGGAGUUAUAGUGAAUAGUUUUUACGAACUCGAGUCAAAGUUCGUUGACUAUCGGGUGGGAUUUGAAGGUGAGCCCAAGCCGUGGUGUGUUGGGCCUUUGUGCUUGGUGAACCCUCUUAAACCGGAAAGUGAUAAACCGAGUUGGAUUGCAUGGUUGGACCGGAAGCGAGAGGAAAGCUGUCCGGUUUUGUACGUGGCGUUUGGAACACAGGCUGAGAUAUCGACAGAGCAGCUCAAGGAAAUAGCCUUAGGCUUGGAAGAUUCCAAGGUAAGCUUCUUGUGGGUCACAAGAAUGGACGUGGAAGAAAUGACUGGAGAAUUAGGGUUCAAGAAGAGAGUGAAAGAGCAUGGGAUGAUUGUUAAUGAUUGGGUGGACCAAUGGGAGAUACUGUCACAUGGAAGUGUGAAAGGGUUUUUAAGCCAUUGCGGAUGGAACUCCGCGCAAGAGAGUAUCUGCGCCGGAGUUCCGGUGCUGGCUUGGCCAAUGAUGGCCGAGCAGCCACUCAAUGCUCAGUUGGUCGUGGAGGAGCUAAAGAUUGGAGUUAGAAUCCAAACAGACGAUGGAACUCUCAAAGGGUUCGUGUCAAGAGAAGAAGUUAGUCGAAAGGUUGAAGAGUUGAUGGAAGGAGAGACAGGGAAGACUAUGAGGAAGAAUGUGAAAGAGUAUGCAGAAAUGGCGAGAAAAGCUUUGGGUCAAGGAACUGGUUCGUCUUGGAAGAAUUUGAAUUCGCUUCUUGACGAGCUAUGCCACAGUGUAGAAACAAAUGAUGUUAAUAAGCUGUCAAGCUGGUAACAUUAUUGUGCUUCUGAGUGAUCUAAUAGGGAGUUUGGAUGCAAAAUAAUAUCUGAUAUGAGAAAAAGAUAAUACAAUAUAACAUUACAGUUUAAGAACAAUGCACUUUUUUACUCUACACUCUUUUGCUAUAUCUAA